GAAAGUCGGAAACGGUAAAAAGAUAAUUUUAGGUGGAAUGAAUUGGCCGGGCGUUGAGCUCUGUGUUUGGCGUUGUUGUGUUCGAGUCAAAGUUGAAUUUGAACUCUGAAAGCAAGGCCAGAGAGCGGCAGGAGAGACGGCUGUAGGCUCUUUUUUUUUUUUUAAUUUUUUGUUGGCUUGGAUGAUUUGUCCUCUGGCUAUUAAUUUCGUGUUGUUUUUUACUCGAUUCUUUCUACUCUACUAAUAAACAACAGUAACAGUGGUUGUUUCUGAAAAUUCCACCGGCGAUAGGCCCGGAUUCUUCACACCUGUACUUGCCAUGAACGAACGUUACUUUCUGUGUUUGCUGGAUAAGAUCUCUUAGCUUAGCUCUCUUUUGAUCCAUCUCUCUCACUCUCCUGUUACCGGCAUUGUCAAUUUAAGCCUCAAAUUAACCCCUAUUACUACGACGUCGUUUCGUUGUACUUUAUUUCCUUCCACUGCUUCUUUCGCUUCUUCAAUCACUCCCGCUCGGACGCAGAUAGUGGAAUCAGUAUAAGGUAGAUGGAAAACACUGAAAUGCGGGAGCAAGAUUUGGUGAAUAGUUUAGAUGCCAACCUUGUCGAUGCUAGUCUUCAACAGGGAGACUCUCUUGGAAAUGGUCAUGCGCCAUCUCCAAAGACUACUGAGGAUAAGACUGUGACUUUGCCUUCUGAUCAGCAAAUGUUGACUGAUGAGCCUGAUGGUAAAGUUGCAAUUACUGCUGAUUCAAAUGCAAAUGCAGAUAAUGCUACUCAUGAGCUGCUUGAGAGUAAAAGUGAAGGAGAAGAUACCCAUGUUGAAAAUGACCAAAAAACUGAGACUUCUCUUACUCCUCUUCCACAAGGAGAAUCUUUGACUUCUGAAGCUCAAGAGGGGAAUGCGAGGAAAUCCAAUAAUUGGUUGAAUGAAACAGAGAUGGAUGGAGUUGAUGGUUCACCAGAGGAUCAAGUAGAAUUCAUGAAGGAGGUGGAAACUUUCUAUAGGGAGAACGCCCUGGAAUUCAAAGCCCCAAAGUUUUAUGGAGAACCACUAAACUGCCUUAAGUUAUGGAGGGCUGUUAUUAGAUUGGGUGGCUAUGAAGUGGUGACUGCAUCUAAGUUGUGGCGGCAAGUAGGGGAAUCUUUUCACCCCCCAAAGACCUGCACGACUGUGUCUUGGACGUUCCGCAUUUUCUAUGAGAAGGCACUAUUAGAAUACGAGAAGCAUAAGAGGUUAAUCGGUGAGCUUCAACUCCCCACAUCAUCUUUCUCUCAACCUACAAGUGCUGAAAAGGAGGUAAGUGGCUACCAGACUCCAGGGUUGGGUAGAGCACGUAGGGAUGCUGCAGCUCGCGCAAUGCAGGGUUGGCAUGCUCAACGUCUUCUCGGAUAUGGUGAAGUUGCUGAGCCAGUCAAUAAGGAGAAAAGCUUAAAUUCUACGGCAAGGCGUGAAAAACAUCUCAAGAAUAUUGGUUUCCCAAAAAACAGGACACCGACAAAUUUGGAUCAUGCUGAGAAACAUGCACAUGCAGAAACAGAUAAGCAACUGGUCACAGAAAUUGCUGAUAUAGGACCGCCUGCUGAUUGGGUGAAGAUCAGUGUUCGGGAGAUGGGGGAUUGCUACGAGGUAUAUGCUCUGGUCCCUGGGCUUCUGCGGGAGGAGGUGCGGGUUCAAUCAGAUCCUGCUGGACGGCUGGUUAUAACUGGUCAACCCGAGCAAGUGGAUAAUCCUUGGGGUAUUACACCGUUCAAAAAGGUUGUCAACUUACCUGGAAGAAUUGAUCCUCUACAUACAUCCGCUGUUGUUAGUCUGCAUGGCCGACUUUUCAUACGUGUUCCUUUUGAGCAAGGAUCGGCGUGAGCAUAUUUUCAUACUUUCUUGAGCCAUGCUAUCAUUCUUUCUUGUAUGGACUACUAAAGUUUAGGUCAAGACCAUUGCCAAAAGGCCAGAAUUGGAACUAUGUGAACUAGUUGACUGAAUUCCUUAUCUAUUUUUUUUUCUUUUUCUCCUUGUUGAAAUCAAUUGAAAUUACUAAUUUGUUGUCA
Messenger RNA from Mangifera indica (mango), 2045 nucleotides. Its product is annotated as AT-rich interactive domain-containing protein 5-like. Gene Ontology annotation, biological process: regulation of transcription by RNA polymerase II. The coding region runs from base 544 to 1860 and encodes 438 amino acids. Lineage: Eukaryota; Viridiplantae; Streptophyta; Magnoliopsida; Sapindales; Anacardiaceae. The record is from RefSeq and is a predicted model, not a curated record. Gene Ontology annotation, cellular component: nucleus. Gene Ontology annotation, molecular function: DNA binding. The transcript has 14 exons.